CAACGCCCCCUCCCCCUUUCAGCCGGUUUGCAGUCAGCCGCGCGCGGAUUCAGUCAAGCUGUCCUAGCGAGAGGAGGUGUUGACCGACCGCAGCAGGUUUUCCAAAGGAAACCUGAAAAUCUAAGUUCCACGGCAGAGGACAGUAACGCCGAGCAGUAAUUUUUUAACCGACGGUUCAGCGGUGUUGGAUUUAAGGCGACGCGGCCGAGGAUACAAAGUAAACCCCGGAGGGAGAGCGUCCGAAGUGAGCCCGAGGAUCACAGCUAAUGCUAACCUAGCCAGCCUUGGCUAAAUAAUUACACGGAAGCUGGUGUAAUUUUUAAUUGUCGCUUGCUUUGGCGUAGCCUGUGUGGUUGUAGAGUAGAUAGCGUGGGGUAAUUUGUUAAGUUAUGUGUUCGAUUUAGUUAUAUUAUCGAGGUGUUUUUGCUUUUACAUGUUAGGCCACACGCGACUGGUGUUCACCUAGCAAGAUUAGCCACAAUAGCCGGGGAGGUUACACCGGCUCUGCGCUUCUUAGGGCAGCUGAUAACUGCUAAAGAUAGUUCGCUUUCAAAGCUACUUCACAUAGGAGGUAUCGGUGUUUUUAAGUGAGCUUACACUUGAUACUGUCUAAGCCUUGUGCUUCGCAAUGCUGAAACAACAGCAACCCGGAUCCGGCGGGAGAAAGGCGUCUAACGGGACAUCGGGCCCUGCCGGUAUGUCUUCUCCAGUCAGCGGGAUCAACAACGCCAACAGGGCACCGGCUGGAAGGAAUCGAUCUUCUGCAAAGCCAUCAUUCCAGUCAUCUCCUGUGUUUGAGGGUGUCUAUAACAAUGCCAGAAUGCUUCAUUUCCUCACAGCUGUUGUGGGAUCCACAUGUGACAUAAAAGUGAAGAAUGGCAGUGCAUUUGAGGGCAUAUUUAAGACUCUCAGUUCUAAGUGCGAGUUGGCUGUGGAUGCUGUACACAAACGCAAUGAGGAGGAAGGCUCAACAUCAGCUCCGCCACGGAGGGAGGACAUCACCGACACCAUGAUCUUCAGCCCCUCAGACCUGGUCACGAUGAUCUGCAGAGACGUCGACCUCAAUUACGCCACCAGAGACACCUUCACAGACACAGCCAUCAGCUCCAGCCGCAUCAAUGGAGAACAUAAAGAGAAGGUUUUGCAGAGAUGGGACGGAGGUGACAGCAACGGAGAGAGUUACGAUUUGGAAACUGAUACAUCUAACGGCUGGGAUGCCAACGAGAUGUUUCGUUACAAUGAAGUCAAAUAUGGUGUCACAUCAACGUAUGAUUCCAGCCUCUCAAUGUACACUGUACCGCUGGAGAGGGGCAACUCUGAGAACUAUCGGCAGAGGGAGGCACGCGCUGCCCGCCUGGCCCAAGAGAUUGAGUCGAGCCCCCAGUACCGCAGUCGCGUCAACCUGGAAAAUGAUGAGGGCAGAACCGAGGAGGACAAGUUCAGCGCCGUGGCGCGGGACGGCAACGAUCGAGAGAGGGGCCGUGAGAGCCCACGUGACAAAGAGCGGGAAAGGGGUAGAGACAGUCCAGGAGCCAGCAACAGGGAGGGCAAGUACAUUCCAUUACCUCAGCGUCAAAGAGAGAUGAACCGGGAACGAGCUGAAAGAGGCUCUGGCGGGCCUCCAUCUCACAAUCGCCUGAGUGGAGGUUACCGCUCCAACCCUCCAUCUUCCUCGUCCCCAAAACCACCCCUGCCCUCUGCAGCUGGGCCCCAGCCCGGUGUCACCCCCUCAGAGAGAAGUAGCCCUCUGUCGGGUCGUGUCGGUGCCUACGCCCCUCACCACCCACAAGGAAACGCCAGCCCGAGUCCAGGCUCCGGCCCAGCCAGCCCCUACACGCCUGCUUCACCUGGCGGCCCAUCAUCCAGUUCAGCUUCCGCUUCAACUGUCCCGUCCCCAGCCAGCCCGCCCGCUCCACACGGACACACGGUUCCUCAUUCCCACUCACUCCCGCACUCGCUGUCCGACGCUAGCAGACCAGUUAAUGGAGUUGCUGCAAGGACCUCUCCUAAAGCCCAAAGACCUCCACAGUCAAGCCGGACAAGCCGCACUCAGAACUCUCACGCUCAGUCCACAGCUACUCGUUCCCCUAAAUCAGGCUCUUCCCAGGACACACCUUACUUGGACACAUCUUCUGUCUCGCUGCCUGCUCAGAAGACAUCAGGCCCCGCCCCUCUCUUCCCUGUAGAUGUGAAUGAGAUCCUCGGUGUAGCUGCAAAGGAACGCUCCGGCGAGAGCCCGAGCACAACAGAGGAAAGCAAGACGAGUAAAGCGCCGUCGGUUCAGCAGAGGUCCCACAUUGAGGAGCUGCGAAAAUUUGGCAAAGAGUUCAGGCUCCCACCCAGCGGAGCUAACUCCAGCUCUCCCAGUUCUCCUGCAGCAGGGACAACCCCUCCUGCUGUAAGCGAGGUCAGCCAGCCCAGCGCAGCCAACCCCGCGCCAUCAGACGCUCAUCCUCCAUCAGAGUCUAAACCUCAGCCUGCAGCUCCCAGUCCUUCCCAGACCCAGCCUUUGCCAGCCGUCUCCGAGGACCCCUCCAAGGACACUGCAGCUACACUGGGCACCACAACAGCUGCCGCCACGGCACCCCUCUCAGACAGGCAGUCCCCAGCCACCCCUCAGCCUGCCAGGACCCCAGGAAGUGAGGAGGUCAGGUCCGAGGCAGCGGAGAGGACAGAAGGCGUAGCAGACCAAGUAAAGAAAUCAACCUUAAACCCAAAUGCUAAAGAGUUCAAUCCUAUCAAACCUCAGAUGCCUAUGACGAAGCCCAACACUGCGCCCACCCCACCUCGGCCAACUCCUCAGAGCCCCGUGGUGCUGCAGCAUCCAGGAGGACAGGGGCCGCUCUACAACCCCCAACCCUACCUCUCCUCCUACAUCUCACAGAUCCACUCUGUGCCGCCCCCACAAAUGUAUCAGUACACCAUGUCUACAGUGGGCCAGGGAAAAUACCCCAGAGCAAAAGGCUCGAUUGUGGCUCAGCGCUCUGACCAUGGUUCUUCAGCACCCCCCAUGCUGCAAGCUGCAUCAGCUGCUGGGGCCCCGCUGGUAGCGUCCCCUUACCCCCAGUCCUACCUUCAGUACAACCCUCAGCAGUAUGGCCAGCAGCAGGUCAUCCAGGCCAUGACACCCUACCCUGGACAGCCCAUGUACUCAAUGCUGCAAGGUGGAGCCAGGAUGAUAGGUCAAGGUGGGGGUCCCCACCCACAAGCCCUCGGUCCACCAGGAGGGCCCCAGUUCUCUGCACAGGGAGAUGGACCUCAAGGCCCACAGCAGGGCAUCUACGCUCCACAGUCAUUCUCCCAUCACACAGGCGCAGUUCAUCAGCCUCAGCCCUCCAGUACACCAACAGGCAAUCAGCCCCCACCCCAGCACACUGCACCUAGCCCUGGACAGAACGCCCAGUCGGGCCCACAGCCCCAGUCCUUGUACCACUCAGGCCCCUUGUCGGCACCCACCCCACCCAACAUGCCGCCUGGCCACACGUCUCCACAGGGUUCUUACUCCAUUCCGGGGUACAGCAUCCAUGGUCACCAGGGCAUCCCACCCACCUACCCCCUUGGACAGAUAGCACAGGCUCAUGUUCAAGGAGCCAUUUCGGGUCCCCACCAUUCGGGGAGCCAUGGUCAGCCCCAAAUAGUAAUGUUGCAGCCUCAGCAGGGCCCUGGUGCAGUGCCCCAGCACCCCCAACACGGACCUCAGCAAGGAGCACACCAACACUUCUACAUCCAGCAAGCGAUGCAGGUCCAGCCACACCCCGCUUCCUUCCAUCCGCCUGGAAACUAAAGCCUCUCUGCAACCUCCCAGAUUGUUCUCCCCCUCUCCCAAUCCCCGUCUGCUGGAUGAGAGGCCCAGAGUGAACGCGACUCAUUUAAAACAAAGAAACUGACAGGAUCACACGGAGCAGAGAAGAAAUCAGAAACCUCGCAGCACCUUACGCUUCUUCAGUACAAACCUCUGUGUCCGUGCGGCACUAGGAGGAGCUUUUUAAUGCUAACGAUGAAGGUGACAGGACGGCAGCAGCGCCUGAUCCCUGGUGCUGUCCCGCUCUUCUCCUCGACUUUUUAUUUACCCUAUUCAGAGACACGAGGCACCUUACUGGGAGGACCAGGCGCGGAGGGAAAACAGCAGCAGACUCUUUAUCUUCCAGAAUUGUUUUUUAGCCUUGUACUACGACACAUAUGAGAAACGGACUGUUUCUCAUGAAUACAGGAAAGGAGGGAUUUGAAGACAUGAGGACUUUUAGCAAAUUUUUUUUAAACUCU
Molecule: messenger RNA, 4263 nt
Organism: Haplochromis burtoni (Burton's mouthbrooder)
Lineage: Eukaryota; Metazoa; Chordata; Actinopteri; Cichliformes; Cichlidae
Product: ataxin-2-like protein
Exons: 23
Coding region: 629-3784 (1051 amino acids)
Biological process (GO): cytoplasmic stress granule assembly
Cellular component (GO): cytoplasmic stress granule
Molecular function (GO): RNA binding
Source: RefSeq, a predicted model, not a curated record